Messenger RNA from Budorcas taxicolor (takin), 2550 nucleotides. RefSeq names its product RNA polymerase III subunit GL (gene POLR3GL). Gene Ontology annotation, cellular component: RNA polymerase III complex. Gene Ontology annotation, biological process: transcription by RNA polymerase III. Lineage: Eukaryota; Metazoa; Chordata; Mammalia; Artiodactyla; Bovidae. The transcript is spliced from 8 exons. The record is from RefSeq and is a predicted model, not a curated record. The coding region runs from base 90 to 791 and encodes 233 amino acids.
CACUUAUAAUGCACAAAACUGUAUAUAUAAUACAGAAGUGGAAUUGAAAGGAUGCAUAUGCAAAUGUUCGUAAUGAUUAUUACUACAUCAUGGUUUUUCCCAUUGGAUGUCUGAAUCCCCGGGCCCCCUCCAUCAUGGCCAGCCGGGGUGGGGGCCGGGGUUGUGGCCGGGGCCAGUUGACCUUCAACGUGGAGGCUGUGGGCAUUGGGAAGGGGGAUGCUUUGCCCCCACCCACCCUGCAGCCUUCUCCGCUCUUCCCUCCCUUGGAGUUCCGCCCAGUGCCUCUGCCCUCAGGAGAGGAAGGGGAAUAUGUCCUGGCCCUGAAGCAGGAGCUUCGAGGGGCCAUGCGGCAGCUCCCCUACUUCAUCCGGCCUGCUGUCCCCAAGAGAGAUGUGGAGCGUUACUCAGACAAAUAUCAGAUGUCAGGGCCGAUUGACAAUGCCAUCGAUUGGAACCCUGAUUGGCGACGUCUGCCCCGGGAGCUAAAGAUCCGAGUGCGGAAGCUACAGAAGGAACGGACCACCAUUAUACUCCCCAAGAGACCCCCUAAGACCACAGAAGAUAAGGAGGAAACAAUACAGAAGCUAGAGACUCUGGAGAAGAAGGAGGAAGAAGUGACUUCAGAGGAAGAUGAGGAGAAAGAAGAAGAAGAAGAGAAGGAAGAGGAAGAAGAAGAGGAAUAUGAUGAAGAGGAACAUGAAGAGGAAACUGAUUACAUCAUGUCAUAUUUUGACAAUGGGGAGGACUUUGGGGGUGACAGUGAUGACAAUAUGGAUGAGGCUAUAUACUGAAGACAGACUCUAAACAAUACCCUGGACCUUCAUAUCUUUCUUGAUUUAGGACACAGAGACUAACUGGCCCCUAUUAUUUGGUUUUGUGGACAAGCAAGUCCUUUGCUUAGAAUCCAGCUAACCUGUUUGGUCCUUGGAGACGGAAAUGGAGAGUGACAGUAGAUAGCUCUCUUUUCUGCACUUACCCUCCCUCUCUCCUGUGGUGUGGUAUCUCCUCUGAUAUCUUGGGAAAAAGGGCAAAGGACCAGUGUCUCAGUUGUAUGAAAGGAAAAAAGGAGGGUCAAAACGAGGACUGGAAUUGUUAAGAGCUGAGGUAGCUGUACACACGCCCCUACUAUUUUUUAUAGUUCUUUCUGGGUGUGAGCAGUUAAGAGGAAUAAGGGCAGUUUUACAGUUUCAAUAAAAUGUUUUUAUCUGUCUCUCUGUCCAGGGUGAGGCCUAGUUGGGAGAGGGCUGGAGGAAUGAAGGGGAUGCCUAGUAAACCUUUCUUCUCUCCUUACCUGUUGAGAGUCCAGUGUAACACACUGGGCACUACAGCCUUCCUGUUCUUUGCCCCUUCCCUCCUACCCCCCAUGGUGGGACACCUAGUCCCAACAUAGCUCUGCCAAGGAACAUUCGGAACUCAUCUGCAGGGCAACACGGAGUGAGCUGUAAACAGCCCAUGCCCUGAAGACCAGCUGGUUUCUGAGCUUCUGGUCCUCAGGCAAUGGGGACGUGAUUGUCUCUGUUCACAUGUGUUCAUGGGACACAGGCUCUCACGUUCCCACACUUGACCUUGAUCUUGUCCUUGUUUACAAGGAAUGAUUACAGCUAUUUUUGUGGAGUCAAGAAAACCAGGUGUGGGGAGGGAGGAGGUGCUGAUUGUUCUUUAGCACACUCACUCACCCUCUUCCAGACCCUGGGAACCCCACUUUGAAGGGUGUGUUGUGAAGACGGAACUUACUGAAUAUCUUAUUCUCCACUUGCAGAAGCUGCUGUGUGGCUGAGUUGCAGUUUCUCUUCUGUGGAAUUUAGUUAGCCUUUCUCUCACUCACUUGGUGUGGAGGGGGAUGGGGUAGGCAGUACUGCUUUACAGGAAGUAAGGAGGGUGCGGAGGAAGGGAGUGACUUAGGGACACUCAGCUCUAGGAGGUGCUUUUUCCGCCCACACAGUCCUCCCGUUGGGUGAGGUCACUUCCCUAGGCUCUGAUUGGCUUCUGAGGAAGCCUUAGACGUACUGAUUGGUUCCAGCCACUUGACAUGCAACAGUCACGGGCGAGCUGCGUGUCCAGAAUAGGGACUGGAUAAGGAGACAGGCACAGAGCUGUGGAUGCUGUCAUAGCGACCUUACUAAACAUUUGAAAGCCAUAAAGAUGGGAGGCGGGAGAAACUUCCAGAAAGUCCCCAGCCAUAUUUAGGCAGGCAGAUUGAAUUCCCUGCGGCAUCAAGUGCUAGAGACUGGCAAUCUACUCUUAGAUAUUUUUGACCCCAUUGUAAAGAAGGAACAGGGGCUGUGACUCCAUUGAGGGAAAGCACCUUAAAAGCCAGGUUUGGGUGUGGUAGUAAGUGUUAGGUAGUAAGUGUGAUAGGAAGACGCAGCCACGAGAACAGAGAAGGAAACUGAAAUACAACAUUCCAGAGUUAUUGAGCAAUUUGUGAUGAUUGGUGUGUUUCCUUUUCUAAUUCUCUGAGGUAUUGUGUGACUGUGUUGGAGGGAGGGGCUAAGGGACCUGUCUCAGGGGUUUUCCAUAGACAUACACAGUGAUUGUGGCUAGGAAGAA